AUGACGAGUCGGAGCAAUUUACUUGACAUUACGUCGCAACUCGUCCCUGUGCUACCUCAUGAUUCGAUCAUCAGUAUUGAAAACGAGUCCACCAAAACGGACAUCCGGACGCUUAUCCGAGAGCGACUGCAAGGGAACAGCGGUUUCUUGAGGUGGCAAACCCCCGAGGAGAAGCCAUAUCUGCAACAUAUCGAGGAGACGCUUUUGGAAAGAUCCAAUAUCAUGUUCCGCUGGACUGAUCUUCAGCUCAACAAGUUGGAGAGACUGGAUAGCAAACACAGCAUAAACAAGGCGCUUGAAAGUCUUCCCGAGGGUCUAGAUGAAGUAUAUGCCCGAAGUCUUAACGAGGUGCAGGCCGAGCACAGAGAGGAUGCGAUUUUACUACUGCAACUCUUGUUGUACUCACAGAAGCCUCUAUUGGUCAGCGAGGCUAUACUCGCCAUGACUGUCGAUCCCAAUGGGCCAGCGGGAAGGUGCAUUGACCUUGAUAAGAUGAUGUCAGAGGAUAUGAAACCGUUAUUACCUCUGAUAUCGAACCUGGUGAGGAUCGUUCAAAUCUAUACGCCUGGUCCGAAGCACGUCGAGAUCGCACAUGCAUCCGUCAAGGAUUUUCUGAUUUCACCCUGUAACAAACACUGGCAGCAAAGAUUCCAGGAAACCUCUGCAAGGGCAGAUAUCCUGCGCAACUCUCUGGCAUAUCUUGGAACAAUUGGAGUAACGCACGAGAAGCCUGAAAAAAGUCUCUUCGAAUACAUGAACCAGCACUUCUUCCCCCAUGUGAAAUUCACAGCAGUACAGAAAGAGGCCCAUGAACAAAUCAUUAAGUUCUUCAGCUUGAAUGGCUUCAAAAUCCAAGGGAACAUUGUUUCGAUGUCCGCCGACAAACGCUUUGCAGGCCCUCCUCUAUACGUCUCUUCUGCCUUAGGUCUCACGUGGACUGUCGGGCAGUUGUUGAAGAAUGGAAUUGAUGCAAAUGAGGAAGGGGGCAAUUCCAUACUUACCGAAGCCCCGGCCGCACCAUACUACAAGGAGCUUAUCACCAAAUACGUGUCCGAGGAUCUCGAAGUACUCGGCGUCUAUCCGAAAAUCGAUGCAAAACUCGGGAAUGCUCUGUGUGCAGCUUGUAAUAGAUGCCACGAGGACGUCGUCCGGCUAUUACUUGACAAUGGGGCUAAAGUCAAAAUGGCGCUCGAUCUCGAUGAUGAUUUCCUUCGACACGCGUACUAUCAAGAUUCCCUCGGAAUUGUCAAGAUCGUUCUUGAGCGAUGGCCUGACGGCAAUGUCAAGGGUCGACACUUGGGUCACGUAUUGAUAACAGCAUGUCGACAUCGUCUAAGAAACCCAGAGUUGAUCCGUGUACUCCUUGACAAUCAGACUGAUGUCAACAUGUAUGACUGCCAUUAUGGAGCCGCUCUUCACGCGGCAAGCUUUGAAGGUCAAGACGCUACCGUCCGGAUGCUCAUAGACGCCGGUGCUGAUGUCAACGCUAAAGUACCGGAACGGGAUCAGGAGACUGCUCUACAAGCAGCAUGCAUUGGCAACCACAAGGAAAUAGCCGAAGUUUUGCUUCAGAAUGGUGCGGAUCCGAAUAUUCAGGAUGGUUAUCAUGGAAAUGCGCUUACAUGGGCGGCAUUCAAGAACAAUAAGGGAGUAAUUAGAUUGUUGCUCGACUAUGGAGCGAAUCCGGAUUUAGUUGGAGAUAAACACCGAGAAGCUGUGGAAGAGGUUAUGAGGGGAAUGGAAAACGAGAAGAAGAACAACGCGGCGCUCAGGGAUACCUCUGUAGGGUGA
Molecule: messenger RNA, 1791 nt
Organism: Lasiodiplodia theobromae
Lineage: Eukaryota; Fungi; Ascomycota; Dothideomycetes; Botryosphaeriales; Botryosphaeriaceae
Product: Ankyrin repeat protein
Exons: 2
Coding region: 1-1791 (596 amino acids)
Molecular function (GO): protein binding
Source: RefSeq, a predicted model, not a curated record